AUGUCAACAUAUAUUGGUCAAGUUUAUAGCGCACUCCAUGAUAUCAACGAGCACCUACCUCCUGUUAAAUGCACCUCAGUUGAACAAGAGAAGUCAUGUGAACUAUGUGGCACCCUCCUCAUGCUUAUUGAUUUGCAUGUCGUGGAGGCUUUGGAGAAAGGGAGGGAAUCUCAUAGGGAGCAAGUGAAAGAGCUGAAGAAGGAAUAUGAUGACGUCAUUGACGAAGUUCUAUCAUUCCUUCCCGUAAAAUCUCUGAUGCGACUGAGGUGUGUCUCCAAAUCAUGGAACACCCUCAUAUACGAUCCCACAUUCGUCAACCAUCACCUUAAGCGAUCUUCAAGAAACAUCAACCUGAUACUAUAUUUGUUACUCUACAUACCUAGCAAUGGUUUCAACUUCAGAUGUUUCCCCCUGCGUAGUGUACCGGAUAUCAUUCCCGUCCUCCUCGCUGAUAACCUUAAUUUACAAUUGAAUGACGGCAAAGGAUUCAUCGGUCCUAUUGGUUCCUGCAAUGGAUUGUUAUGCUUAAUCGGUUAUUUUCCGAAUAAAGAAGAUAUCUUGCUUUAUAUAUGGAAUCCGGCAACCAUUACAUUAUCUAACAAAAUAGUGUUCCCUUGUAUGAAGUUUAGUCGUCUUAGGUGGAUGUUUGCGUUUGGUUACGAUAUUUCAUCAAACAUUUAUAAGAUUGUCGCGUUUCAUCCAAGUAAAAACGAGGUGAGAGUUUUCAAUUUAGAGGAUAAUAUUUGGAGAAAUAUUCAAAGUUUUCCCAUAAUUCCUAUUUGCAGUGCUCCUUAUAGUGACUGUCAACAUCAACUUUCGGGUAUCAAUCAAGGUGUGCAUGUAAGUGGGACUCUUAACUGGUUGGCCAUUCGAAAUGAGUUUCCAUAUGAACAUGAAAUUGAUUGGAAACUUAUUACUAUCGACCAAUUUGUGAUCAUCUCACUUGAUUUGAGUACGGAGACAUACCAUCAGCUGUUGCUUCCUCGGGGUUUCCAUGAAGUUCCACUCAUUCAGCCAACUCUUUCCCAGUUGAUGGGCUCCCUUUGUUUAUCUCAUGAUUUUCAAGGAACUGAUUUUAUUAUAUGGCAGAUGAAGGAAUUUAGAAUUCAAGAGUCUUGGACUCAGCUCUUUAAAAUUAGUUAUCAAAGGCUUCAAAUUGAUUUUAGUGUCUUCACUAAUUCGGUGCCAUACGGAUCUCGAUUUAUCUUAUUCCCAUUGUGUCUAUCUGAGAAUGAUAAUACAUUAAUAUUGACAUGGAAUAGAGACAAGAAACCAAUAGUCUAUAAUUUGAAAGAUAAUAGAGUAGAGAAAACAAAUUUUGACGAUGGCAUAAGGUGGUUUCUUAUCAAAGAUUACGUUGAAAGCUUGGUUUCAACUAGUUGA
Molecule: messenger RNA, 1383 nt
Organism: Vicia villosa (hairy vetch)
Lineage: Eukaryota; Viridiplantae; Streptophyta; Magnoliopsida; Fabales; Fabaceae
Product: F-box/kelch-repeat protein At3g23880-like
Exons: 3
Coding region: 1-1383 (460 amino acids)
Molecular function (GO): protein binding
Source: RefSeq, a predicted model, not a curated record